CUCUGGGUUGGAUUAUUAAACAAUCACCGUAUUUAAAACCAACUUCAUGAUAUAAUCAAAUUAAGCAGCGAGAUUAAACCGCGAGCUCAGGAUUUAUUCUUUAUUAUCGUGAACUUGUUUUGAAGAACAAGUUCUAAAAUAUGAUUCCGGUGCUGCUGAUCGUGGCGUGUGGCUGCAGCGCGCUCGCGGCCGCAAUGCAAGCAAACUUCAGUCUGGAUAAUGACAUUCAGUCCAGCUUCAUCCAGCGGCGGCUGAAGAGCCAGGAGCGCAGGGAGAUGCAGCGGGAGAUCCUCUCCAUCCUCGGGCUGCCACACCGGCCCCGUCCGCUCCUGCAGGAGAGGCACACCGCCGCUCCCAUGUUCAUGCUCGAUCUGUAUAAUAACGCCAUCCUUGAGGACUCUUAUAAACCGGCGUACACCACCCCGGGUCCACCGAUGCUGACCCAACAGGACAGUCGCUUUCUCAGUGAUGCCGACAUGGUGAUGAGCUUUGUCAAUCUGGUGGAUCUAGAUGAAGACCCCAGUCUCUAUCAUCGGCACCACCGAGAGUUUCGUUUCGACUUAUCCCGUAUACCAAUGGGAGAAACCAUGACCGCUGCGGAGCUCCGCAUCUACAAGGACUUCGUACACGAGCGCUAUGAAAACGAGACUUUCCGUGUCAGUGUGUUCCAGGUGCUCCAACAGCAGCCCAAAAGGGAGCUGUACCUGCUAGACUCACGAGUGGUAUGGGCGGCAGAAGAGGGAUGGCUGGUAUUUGACCUCACGGUCACCACUAACCACUGGAUUAUAAACCCAGGUCAGAACUUGGGACUGCUGCUCUCUCUGGAAACUGCAUACGGUGAAAGAAUGAACCCUAGGAGGGCAGGUCUGGUGGGCAGCACUGGACCUCAGAAUAAGCAGCCAUUUAUGGUGGCGUUUUUGAAAGCAUCAGGAAUCCAUCUCCGCAGUGUUCGCUCAGCAUCAGGAAACAAACAGAGAGGCCACCACCGCUCUAAAAACCCCAAACCUGGUGCUGCGCCUAGCCAGGUGGCUUUGAAAACAGCUGAGGCCGCAGAGGGUGCCAGUAUAGACCCCAAACAGGGCUGCAAGAAGCAUGAACUCUAUGUCAGCUUUAGAGAUCUGGGAUGGCAGGACUGGAUCAUUGCUCCAGAGGGUUACGCUGCAUACUACUGUGAGGGGGAAUGUGUGUUCCCUUUGAACUCUUACAUGAAUGCCACAAACCAUGCCAUUGUACAGACACUGGUCCAUUUCAUAAACCCAGAAACAGUCCCGAAGCCCUGCUGUGCUCCUACUCAGUUACAUGGGAUCUCCGUUUUGUACUUUGAUGAUAGUUCCAACGUAAUAUUGAAAAAGUACCGCAACAUGGUCGUCAGAGCCUGCGGAUGCCACUAAUUACUACACAUGCCCUGGAAAAAAAAUAAGGGAUGCAAAUACUUUUCAAGAGCCCAGAGAGGAAAGAGACUCAUUACUGGAGCAAAACUGGACUCCUUUGUUAGAGGAGUGUACAUCCAAAACAUACAUUUUCAUUUAAAACUCAAAACUCCUGGAACUGUAUGAGGUUGACCACAGCUGAGUCAAGUGUGUGGUGUUCUGGCUUUCAUUUCUGCACAAAGAGCCAAGUUUGGAAUAUCAAAGAGGACAUGAGCAGAUACAGAGAGAAAGAAAAUGCCUUAGAGAUUUAACAAGACUGAUCAGGAAAAGGCAAUGGAUUUAAGCACAUUGCUUUAUGGAGACUUUUUUUUUUUUUUACAAAAAUACACUUGUAUGAUAGCAUGAAUUCACUAAAGUAUUGUGGAUUUUCUAAUGUAUUUAAUUUUUUUUAUUCUGUUAACAACAAAGCAUAACAUUGAGUUGAAAUGAACGGUAACAGGAAAAAGUAUCGAACACCUUAUGUGCUUCAAUGAAAACAUUCAGAAUCCUAAAUAUUUCUUUCUCGUUUUACAUCAUAACGUGCCUUUGUUUAAAAUUCUGGUGAUUUCCAGGUUUAAAUGGUGGUUAAAGACUUUUACACCCACUGUAUUUUGCACAAGAUGCGAAGGAGAAAAAAAAUGAUGGGUGUCUAUUACGGUGAGUCAAAGUGAGGAUUUUUAAUGUCACUCUUUCAGGACCCUUAAACAGAUGUUCAGCACUCGAUUAAACAGGACUGCAGCAAAUAUGCAACUCAA
Puntigrus tetrazona (Sumatra barb) is the source of this 2164-nucleotide messenger RNA. RefSeq names its product bone morphogenetic protein 7a (gene bmp7a). Lineage: Eukaryota; Metazoa; Chordata; Actinopteri; Cypriniformes; Cyprinidae. Gene Ontology annotation, cellular component: extracellular region. Gene Ontology annotation, biological process: SMAD protein signal transduction. Gene Ontology annotation, molecular function: growth factor activity; cytokine activity. The record is from RefSeq and is a predicted model, not a curated record. The transcript is spliced from 7 exons. Bases 141 to 1391 code for a protein of 416 amino acids.